AUGGAUACAUCCGGCGGACCAAACGCCGCUGCCAUGUAUUCACGGAGACGACAGAACUCUGUAGGAACAUCGCAGAUCUUCGAAAACAUUAUAUCCGCGUCGAAUUUCGACAAGGAUGAAGUGGACCGUCUCCGCAAACGUUUCAUGAAGCUCGACAAGGACAACUCUGGCACGAUCGAUCGCGAAGAAUUUCUCUCCCUCCCACAAGUAUCAUCCAACCCCCUCGCCACACGAAUGAUCGCAAUCUUCGAUGAAGACGGUGGCGGUGAUGUCGAUUUCCAAGAAUUCGUCUCCGGUUUAUCCGCCUUCAGUUCAAAGGGCAACAAGGAAGAGAAGUUCCGCUUCGCAUUCAAGGUCUACGAUAUCGAUCGCGACGGGUUCAUUUCCAACGGCGAGCUCUUCAUCGUGCUGAAGAUGAUGGUCGGGAACAACCUAAAAGACGUUCAACUGCAGCAGAUUGUCGACAAGACGAUUAUGGAGGCGGACAAGGACGGUGAUGGCAAGAUUAGCUUCGAGGAGUUUACGGAUAUGGUUGAAAAUACCGAUGUUAAUUUGAGUCUGACAUUGGAUCAAAUCUGA
Molecule: messenger RNA, 579 nt
Organism: Aspergillus puulaauensis
Lineage: Eukaryota; Fungi; Ascomycota; Eurotiomycetes; Eurotiales; Aspergillaceae
Gene: cnaB
Product: calcineurin regulatory subunit B
Exons: 5
Coding region: 1-579 (192 amino acids)
Molecular function (GO): calcium-dependent protein serine/threonine phosphatase regulator activity; calcium ion binding
Source: RefSeq, a predicted model, not a curated record